GUAGCAGUGGCUAAAGCCCUGUUCCUCUUUCCCAGAAGCUUUCAGACUUCCCUUCGGGACUAAUCCCAAGAAGCCAUCUCUCUGGACUGAAGACAAGAGCCAACAUGACCAACUGGCGCAACUCCCUCAUCCUCACGGCCUACAUCGUCAUCUUCCUCACUGGUCUCCCUGCCAACCUCCUGGCGCUACGGGCCUUUGUGGGACGGGUCCGCCAGCCCCACCCUGCCCCCAUCCACAUCCUCCUGCUCAGCCUGACGCUGGCGGACCUCCUGCUGCUGCUGCUGCUGCCCUUCAAGAUUACUGAGGCUGCGUAUAACUUCCGCUGGUAUCUGUCCGAGUUGCUCUGUGCCCUCACGGGUUUCGGCUUCUACAGCAGCAUCUACUGCAGCACGUGGCUCCUGGCGGGCAUCAGCAUCGAGCGCUACCUGGGAGUGGCUUUCCCCGUGCAGUACAAGCUGUCCCGCAAGCCCGUGUAUGGAGUGAUCGCUGCCCUGGUGGCCUGGAUCAUGUCCUUUGGUCACUGCACCAUCGUGAUCAUCGGUCAGUAUUGGAACUCAACCCGGAAUGCCACGAGUGGGGACGGCAUCACCUGCUACGAGAACUUCACCGAUUCUCAGCUGCAUGUGGUGCUUUCUGUGAGGCUGGAGCUGUGCCUCUUCCUGUUCUUUGUCCCCAUGGUGAUCACCAUCUUCUGCUACUGGCGCUUUGUGUGGAUCAUGCUCACCCAGCCCCACGUGGGGGCCCAGAGGCGGCGCAGAGCUGUAGGGCUGGCUGUCGUGACGCUCCUUAAUUUCCUGGUGUGCUUCGGGCCUUACAACAUAUCCCACCUGGUGGGGUUUUACACGAAGAAGAGCCCCCAGUGGAGGGCAGAAGCCGUGGUGUUCAGUUCCCUCAAUGCCAGUCUGGACCCCCUGCUUUUCUAUUUCUCUUCGUCAGCUAUGCGCAGAGCCUUUGGGAAGUGGCUGCAGAUCCUGCGGCAUCGGAGCUCCUCCCUGUUGGGACGCAAAGGCCGAGAGACAGCAGAGGGGACAAAUGCGGACAGGGGUGUGAGUCAAACAGAGGGAGCUCCGAGUUCUGACUUCACCACAGACUAGGGGUGUCCUGGACCUUUGGAGGCUCUCUGGGUGACACAGGCAUUGAGCAGCCUGGGAGAGGGGGAACAUCAGGGUUCCUGUGCCAGGGUCAGAAAUCCUCAGAUCGAUCCACUACUGGGGCUGUAAAAUCCUUUCUC
Odobenus rosmarus divergens (Pacific walrus) is the source of this 1231-nucleotide messenger RNA. RefSeq names its product free fatty acid receptor 2 (gene FFAR2). The transcript is spliced from 2 exons. Bases 105 to 1094 code for a protein of 329 amino acids. Gene Ontology annotation, cellular component: plasma membrane. Lineage: Eukaryota; Metazoa; Chordata; Mammalia; Carnivora; Odobenidae. The record is from RefSeq and is a predicted model, not a curated record. Gene Ontology annotation, biological process: G protein-coupled receptor signaling pathway; cellular response to fatty acid. Gene Ontology annotation, molecular function: G protein-coupled receptor activity.